Messenger RNA from Strongyloides ratti, 450 nucleotides. RefSeq lists its product as hypothetical. The transcript is spliced from 2 exons. The record is from RefSeq and is a predicted model, not a curated record. Lineage: Eukaryota; Metazoa; Nematoda; Chromadorea; Rhabditida; Strongyloididae. Bases 1 to 450 code for a protein of 149 amino acids.
AUGUCAAAAUUUUCUAUUUUUUUACAAAUAGUUUUUGUUAUUCUUAUUUUUGAGAGUGUAAAAUUCUCUCUACAGAAACCGCUAUUUUCUUCUGGUAAUAUAAUAUUAUCAUUAAAUGGUGAGGAAAUACAAGAUGAAAUAAGAAAUGGUGAUUUAAAUGAAGGAAAAGAAGUUAUUCUAAUUAAAAGGAGUAUACCAGCAGCUAUUAUUUUUCAUAGAUUACCUACGGAUGAUGAUAAUGAUGAAGAUGAUGAUGAUGAUAUAGAUAAUGAUAAUAGGAAGGCACCUAUAAUAAAAAGAGCAUUUGACCGUGUAGAUUCUGGUUAUUUUGGACUUGGAGCUAAAAAAAGAAAACGAUCAUUUGAUCGAGUUGAUUCUGGUUAUUUUGGUCUCUAUAAAAAAGCUUUUGAUCGUGUAGAUUCUGGAUAUUUUGGAUUAAAAAGAAAGUAA